UUGAGGGCGAUUAAUUUUUUUAAUGAUUAGUGAUUCGGAGCAUCUGUGAGCACGCUGACUCGUGCAGAUUCACGAUGGUUACAGUUUUGCUCGUUCGCAGGUGAAAAGUAACGUGUACGCGUUUAUCCAACUCAUACGGAGAAUGACAGGGAAUUUGAACAGUUCCCUUUUGUGACCUAGAAUGGAGUAACUGCGUUGGUCUGCUUUAACUUGAGAAAAGUUUGCACGCGCUACGUAAGUUACUCAGAAACUAAAAUGUUUGAAGACUUAUAACCGGGUACAAUCCAAGACAUGCUGUCAAAGCAUGGAAACAGACGACGUGUCGGUUAGAGAACAACUUUUCCACGACCGAGUCCGAGAAACCAUUAUUUGCGUGUUGCUGUUCAUUUGCCUGUACAUGUUGUCUCACCUCAUUCUCACCCACUUUAAGAAGAAUGCCGAGUUUGUCAAUGAUGACAUUGAAGAUGCCACUGUCAAUAAAAUUGCGCUGUGGCUGUGCACGUUUACACUGUCGGUUGCCGUGUGUGCUGUCCUGCUCCUGCCCAUCUCCAUCCUAUCCAAUGAAGUCCUGCUCACAUUCCCACACAGUUAUUACAUGCAGUGGCUCAAUGGCUCGCUGAUCCGCGGCUUGUGGAACCUAGUCUUCUUAUUCUCAAACCUCUCGCUGGUCUUCCUCAUGCCUUUUGCAUACUUCUUUACUGAAGCAGAAGGGUUCGCCGGGUCUAAAAAGGGUGUAAUGUCACGGGUAUAUGAGACUGCAGUGAUGUUGCUACUCCUCAGUCUGCUGGUACUGGGCAUCUUGUGGGUGGCAUCAGCUCUUCUCCAUGAUAAUGCCGCUCGUGAGAGUCUGUACGACUUGUGGGAAUAUUAUCUUCCCUAUCUCUACUCUGGAAUCUCACUCUUUGGAGUUCUGCUACUGUUGUUGUGUACACCUUUUGGGCUUUCACGUAUGUUUAGUGUCACUGGAAGUUUAUUAGUCAAACCUCGGUUGCUGGAAAAUGUUGAGGAAACUAUGAACUGUGCCUUGUUUGAAGAAGCCUCCCUUUCCAGGAAGCUGAACAGAUUUAAAGAUUUUGACUGCCUUCUGCUGCAAAACUCUUUCAGUGCAUGCAAGCUUUUUUGGCAAAAACCUCUACUUUUAAAACAAAUCCACUUCUUUGGACAAGACAUGGUUAACUGCAAAAACACUAAAGAUGCAACUAGAAACAAUGCAAAUGAUGGAAGUCAAUGUUCAACAGGUCGCACCUCCUGUUGGGUUAAUGUUAGCGUUACAGCAGAGACGGUCAACAAGCAGUUUUUGAAUGUACGGGCAAAACGCAUUGCAUUAGAAUUGCGAGAGAGAGCAUCUCCAUGGCAACGAAACCUGGGAUACCCACUGGCUAUGCUGCUGCUUUUAGCAUUGACAGCCGUCUGUGUGCUGAUGGUGUGUUUCCAUGUGCUUGAGCUCCUCUUUGAUGAGUCUGCAAUGCCGAGAGGAAUGGAGGACCCUCGUCUGGGGCUCGCCUCUUUCUCCAUGUUUGGUUCUUUUGGAGCUGCGGUGCAGGUGGUUCUUAUACUGUAUCUCAUGGUCUCCUCGGUCGUGGGCUUUUACAGUUCUCCUCUCUUCACUAGUUUGUUGCCACAGGCACAGGACACGACCCUCACACAGAUUAUAGCAAAUUGUGUGUCUCUUCUGAUACUCAGUUCAGCUUUGCCCGUGUUCUCCCGCACACUGGGAAUCACAAGGUUUGAUCUGCUUGGAGACUUCGGAAGAUAUAACUGGCUUGGAAAUUUCCACAUUGUUUUCCUUUACAACAUACUGUUUGCUGGCCUAACCUCUGCCUGCCUCAUUAAAACGGUCACAUGGGCAUUGCAAAGAGAGCUCAUCCGUGCCUUGGGUCUCCAUAGACUGACCGUGUCCCGAUCCACUGUACCCCUUAAACUUCUCCUGGCUAGUGGGCUUUCAAAAAUUCACUGAAACUGUGCCACGAGUUGGUGGUGAAGACCUGUAAUUUUUGAAGAAGGUCCCUGUGGUCAGUCCAACCUGGUGUAUGGUCAUCGAAGCUAUUAUGGUACAAGCUGCCCAAAGGGACCACCUUACCGUACAUUUUAAAAAGGGAUCUUCUUUUCUGGCCUUUCAUUCGUCAGUACACUUGAAAAAAAUGCCUGCGUGAAAAAUGAACAAUUGUUUAUUAGGACUUAUGUCCAGACAGGAGAGCUAUUUCAGAGGAUGACAUCACGGUGCCGACCACGUUUCCUUUUCCUGCUGGUUGAAUAAGAGUGUUGAGUCCUGGUGGGCCUCCACACUUUCCCUUGUAUGUGACUAUUUUUAGUGUCAUUCAACCAGUCCAAUCCCGGUUGUGAUGUGGGUCAUUACUGGACUGCUGUAGCAAGACAUUGAUCCCGGCAGACGUCGUGUAAUGGGGUUUGUCAGCAUCUGAGGUGAAGAAACUGUUUGGGAGUAUUGGAGACGAUGCAUUCAGUUUAAGGGAAAUAGAAAAUGGUUUUAAAGCAUAUGUAAAGUUGUAUGCUGAUUUCAGGCUUAAGGCCCUGUUAACUGUGAAUGUGUUUUUUUUACAGUACGUGUUUUUUGUAAAGCUUUAAUGUGCAAUAUUAUGCUAUGAAAGUUGACACCAAAUCAAACUUAACCGCCUUCCAGAAAUUAGUUUUUUUGACCAAAUGUUUGUGUCGGUGGUGUCCGAUCUUACGAACACUUAAAUCAGACAAUAAGGUCAAAGUUUAGCUUUUUAGGUUGAGCUGCGUAGAGGGACCAUCCACACAAACUUACCCCUUUCCUGUUUCAUGGACACUUGUGGUGAUGUGACCGUGAUAAUGGGGUUUUCCAAUUUGAUAAUCACUCGUUGUUUUAUAUGCAGUAUUAUUUAUGGUGUACGCUGUAUCUGAUAGACACCGUCAUUUGAUAUAAUUCUGUUAUUUAUAUAUUUUUUAUUCUCUUAGCAUCAUUUUAAACGUUCUUCAGGUGGUGGCCAGUAGGGGGCAGUGUUUUAUAAAAGCAAAUAUCCACUACAGUAGCUCUCUAAACUUCAGCCUUUGAGAUCUUUAUCAACCUUUUUUUUUACUUUCACAUCAUAAUUCUGCAAAUUAGAGUUUGUCAUUUCCGUUGAGUGCAUUUUACAAUGAUGUAGACUUAUGAAGAUGAAACAUUUGCUUAAAUGUCUUGUUUUUUUACAGAAUGGAUUUUUAUUGAAUCCUUUGGGAAGAAUGAUAGUGGAAAAAAGAGAGAGAAGACAGAGAGAGAUUGUGUUAGAUGAUAUUGAUGGAUUUUCUGUCCUAUAUUAUUAAUGGUUAAGAAUAACUAAGAAAAUAUAGUGAGCAUUAGAAAAAAAAAAAACAUUAAGAAUAUACAUGCUGCUAUUUUAAUAGUUUGACUGUUAGUUUGGGCAAAUCCAAAUGAAUCAUUUGAAGAAAUAUGUCAAAUUUUCUACUCUUAAGAAAAGAACAAUAAACAUUUCCACCUGUUUUUCUAACCAAUGCUUCAGUUG
Molecule: messenger RNA, 3482 nt
Organism: Paramisgurnus dabryanus
Lineage: Eukaryota; Metazoa; Chordata; Actinopteri; Cypriniformes; Cobitidae
Source: RefSeq, a predicted model, not a curated record